This is a messenger RNA of Auxenochlorella protothecoides, 831 nucleotides long. RefSeq lists its product as uncharacterized. NCBI's taxonomy places the organism in Eukaryota, Viridiplantae, Chlorophyta, Trebouxiophyceae, Chlorellales, Chlorellaceae. The transcript has 3 exons. The coding region runs from base 1 to 831 and encodes 276 amino acids. The record is from RefSeq and is a predicted model, not a curated record.
AUGUCUGUGUUCAUCUGCGUGACCUGUGCUGCCCAGUACGAGGGGCAAGAAACACCGUCCUGCUGCCGCAUCUGCGAUGACGACCGGCAGUAUGUCGGCGAAAAUGGCUCCGGGAUUCAGGAGUGGACAACCGCAGGAGCUGUCGAGGACUCCGGCCACCGCAACAGUAUCACCCAAGUCAGGGAGGGCCUGCACGUCAUCGGGUUGGAACCCCCGCUGGGCAUCGGGCAGGUGGCCCACCUGAUCACACGGCCAGACGGCAACAUCCUUUGGGACUGCCUGUACCUGUCACAGGCGUCCGUGCCGGACAUCCAAGCCCUCGGGGGUGUCAGCUCGGUGGUCAUCUCGCACCCCCACUUCUACACGGCGGCUGCAUCCUGGGCGCAGACCUUUGGCUGCAAGGUGUACGUGCAUGCCGCCGAUGCGGGGUGGGUGACGCAGCCCUUCCCCAGCCUGCGGCAAUGGACGGGGGACAGGAUGGAUCUGGGUCCCGGGCUCACUGUGUACCGUCUGGGUGGCCACUUCCCGGGGUCAAGCGUCCUCCUGUGGGACGAGCAGGGGCGUGCGCCCGAGGGGGUGCUGUUCACAGGCGACACCAUCAUGCCCACUCCCCGGGGGGCCACCUUCAUGUACUCAUUCCCCAACAUGCUGCCGCUGCCGGCCGGGGAGGUCCGACGCAUGCGGGGCACUGCCGAGGGCCUCCGCUUUGACCAGCUGCGUGGCAGCUUCGCGCACAGAGUGAUCGAGGAGAACGCGCGAGAGGUGGUGCUGCGGUCUGCGGCCCUCUACAUCGGCCUCUUGGAUGGAACAGAGGCACGAACCUACUUUUAA